Phanerochaete carnosa HHB-10118-sp is the source of this 631-nucleotide messenger RNA. RefSeq lists its product as uncharacterized. Lineage: Eukaryota; Fungi; Basidiomycota; Agaricomycetes; Polyporales; Phanerochaetaceae. Gene Ontology annotation, cellular component: transcription factor TFIIH core complex; transcription factor TFIIH holo complex. The transcript is spliced from 4 exons. The record is from RefSeq and is a predicted model, not a curated record. Bases 32 to 226 code for a protein of 64 amino acids. Gene Ontology annotation, biological process: transcription initiation at RNA polymerase II promoter; nucleotide-excision repair; nucleotide-excision repair, preincision complex assembly.
CAGGGUCACGAAAUUGUCGUAGGCUGAGGAUAUGAAGGCCAUACGGGGCGUAGUUCUCACCUGCGAUCCCGCGGUGAAACAGAUCCUUCUCACGAUGAACGAGAAACUGUCUUUCAUCAUAGAAGACCUUGACGAACACCAUCUGGUCAUUAAAGCGGACGAGGAGUGGCGGGUUCGGAGGGAGCUUGAGGCUGAGCUCGAGAAGAACACGUACAGCCUGGAAUGAUUUGCAAAGCUCACGUCCCUUCCAUUACCCUGAAAUUAUAGGCUCGUCGCUGCGUGGCGCCCUGAAGCUCUCGCAAGAAGCCAGCACGCCGAUUUUGCCCCACGCGUCCUCGUGUUUCUACGCGUUGUUCCACACCAACAGGAGCGCGAUCGUGCGCAUCUACAUGUUUGCAAGCGCGAUUACCGUAGGGCGAGCUUGACUCUAUAAACAGAUGGUGUAUGCUGAGCGGCUUGGCACGUCAAGGAGCGUCAUCCUAGUCCGAUCCAGUGUACGAUAUCAAACUCGGACGGGCCUGAAUAGAGCGGAAAACAUGACUGUUUGGGAUCUUCGGAUCUCUAGAUAUCCCUUAGCCUGAAUUCAAUCUCAUGGAAAUGCUACUCAACAUGAUGAGGGUCCUCAGGCUUC